UUGAGAGUAAAGCCUACCAUGUUAUCUAAAAAAUGAAACUGAAGGAUUACUACACAACUACCUGUGAUUUUAUUUAUUGCUGAUGCCUUAAGAAGCCAUGAGUAAACACUUCAAAUUAUGUCAUAAGACUUCUUAUGACAACUUGUUCUGCCAUCUCAUUGAAAAAAUUAUUAAGAAACCCUCCUUGCAAUUUUUGGGUCAGUGGGGAUACCACUGUUACGAACCUAGGAUUUACAGAACACUGGCAAAAAUCCUGAGGUCGAUCGACUUGAAUGGCUUUGACUUGCUUCUUGCAGAUUAUAUUGCAUUUGUGGAAAAAUCAAGAUACUGUUUUGAACAAAGUUUUUAUCACGAAUUUACUGAAAUAUGUGUGAAUACGAUUUUGUACUGGGUUUUUGUCAGAAAAGGUAAUCCUGAUUUUGUGGAACUGAUUCUCAAGAAGACAAAUGACUAUCUUCCAGACAAAGAUUAUCACCUGGCUCUGAUAUGGAGGACUUUCACACCAGUGUACUGUCCGAGCCCUCUAAGUGGCAUUACACCUCUAUAUUACGUAGCUCAGACAAGACAAUCUAGUAUCUUUAAAGUACUCCUGCAGUACGGAAUCUUAGAAAAUGAAAAAUUCCCUCUUAACAUUGUCUCAACAAUAUUACUCUACCCUUCACGAGUGAGAAUAAUGGUUGAUCAUGAAUUGAUCCACAUUGAGGAAGAUGCCAAAACGUGCUUAGUGCUGUGUUCCCGAGUACUUUCUGCCAUUGCGGUCAAGGAAAUAAAGAUGCAGCUGAGUUUGGGAAGGCGUCCAAUUAUUACAGAUUGGUUGGAAUACAUUCCUCCAACAAGAUACAAAGAUCCAUGUGAACUACAACACCUUUGCAGAAUAACCAUUAGGACUCAACUAUUAACCAACAAAAUGCUUCCAGAUGGAAUAUUUUCACUGAAAAUUCCUGUUCGUCUGCAGAAAUACCUGAACUUAGAAAGUUAAUAUACAUUUUCAUCCUAAAUUCUUCAACGAUGCUCA
Messenger RNA from Cavia porcellus (domestic guinea pig), 1015 nucleotides. It is a transcript of the gene Asb17, whose product is annotated as ankyrin repeat and SOCS box containing 17. Gene Ontology annotation, biological process: intracellular signal transduction. The record is from RefSeq and is a predicted model, not a curated record. The coding region runs from base 98 to 979 and encodes 293 amino acids. Lineage: Eukaryota; Metazoa; Chordata; Mammalia; Rodentia; Caviidae. The transcript has 3 exons.